Molecule: messenger RNA, 3265 nt
Organism: Uranotaenia lowii
Lineage: Eukaryota; Metazoa; Arthropoda; Insecta; Diptera; Culicidae
Gene: Keap1
Product: kelch-like ECH-associated protein 1B
Exons: 5
Coding region: 211-2796 (861 amino acids)
Molecular function (GO): protein binding
Source: RefSeq, a predicted model, not a curated record
CACAAGCAGCCAGUUCGAUAUUUUCAGUGUCGCGAAAAAGUUGUAAACACAGUGCUCCUCGCAGAUAAAUUAGGCUGUUUUAUUUUAAUCCUUCGUUGGAUUUUGUCCAAUCACCACACCCUGUUCAUCCCGAGCUUGCCGCCGAUCCGAUAGCAAAAACAUCGGCGCUGGAGGAGCAAUCGGAGAGCACACCACUCUAGGGAGAGGCUUAUGGAAACCGCAGCAGAUUUCUUCAAUGAACAUCCGGGCGAUCCGGACGGUCCCGGUGGUUUGGGUGGUGGAUUGGUCGACGACGGCUCCACGACGACACGAACUCGCGAAGAGCUGGGCGACAUGACAUUUUUCAUGUCCAACUACGCCAAGGAAGCCUUGAAGAUGAUGUUCAUGAUGCGUUCGCACCACAUGCUAACGGAUGUCACGUUGGAGGUUGAACAGGAAACGUUCCAAGCCCACAAAGUGGUUCUGUCGGCAGCGAGUCCCUACUUUAAAGCCAUGUUCACCGGUGGGCUAAAGGAGUGCGAAAUGUCUCGGGUGAAGCUGCAGGGGGUGUGUCCUACGGCGAUGGCUCGAAUUUUGUUUUUCAUGUACACUGGGCAUAUCCGGGUGACGGAGGUGACCGUUUGCCAGUUGCUUCCAGCCGCUACAAUGUUCCAGGUUCCGAACGUGAUAGAAGCGUGUUGCGCUUUUCUGGAACGGCAACUUGAUGCCACGAAUGCGAUAGGAAUUGCAAACUUUGCCGAACAACACGGUUGUGAAGCUUUGAAACAGAAGGCCAACCAAUUCAUCGAGCGCAAUUUUACUAAAAUCUGCCAGGAAGAAGAGUUUCUGGAACUAUCUGUGAUACAGUUGAUUGCGCUUAUCCGAAAGGACGAACUAAAUGUGCAGGGCGAGCGAGACGUUUACGAUGCUGUGCUUAAGUGGGUCAAGUAUGACGAAGACAACCGGUACCCGAAAAUGGAGCACAUUUUGUAUGCCGUCCGGUGUCAGCUGUUGCCACCUAACUUUCUCAAAGAACAAAUGAAGACGUGCCAAGUGCUACGUCGAGCGCCAGCCUGUCGGGAGUAUUUAGCCAAAAUCUUCGACGAUCUUACUUUGCACAAAAAGCCGCAAGUGAAGGAACGCAAACCAAACACGACUCGUAUGAUUUUUGUGGCCGGUGGAUAUUUUCAUUACUCGCUGGACAUGCUCGAAGGCUACAAUGUGGAUGACAAGGUGUGGAUAAAGCUACCCAAGUUGACGGUUCCUCGUUCAGGGCUGGGGGCAGCCUUCUUGAAAGGGACGUUCUAUGCUGUAGGUGGAAGGAACAAUUCGCCUGGAUCAUCGUACGAUUCCGAUUGGGUUGACCGGUACAAUCCUAUUUCGGAAACGUGGCGUCCCUGUUCACCCAUGUCGGUACCCAGAAAUCGAGUGGGUGUGGCCGUCAUGGAUGAGCUCCUAUAUGCCAUAGGAGGCUCAGCAGGAUCGGAAUAUCACAACACAGUAGAAUACUAUGACCCGGACCUGGAUAGAUGGAGCUUGAUCAAACCCAUGCAUUCCAAACGACUGGGCGUAGGCGUUGCCGUCGUCAAUCGGCUGCUGUACGCCAUCGGAGGGUUCGAUGGACGCGAGCGACUGGCUUCGGUCGAAUGUUAUCACCCAGAAAACAACGAGUGGAUGCUGUUGCCGCCGAUGAAGUACGGCCGUUCGGGUGCGGGCGUUGCAGCACUCCAUCAGUACAUCUAUGUGGUCGGCGGAUUCGAUGGUACACGGCAGUUGGAUUCGGUCGAGCGUUACGAUACCGAGGCCCAGCAAUGGGAACUGGUGGCGCCAGUUCGAAUUGCCAGAAGUGCAUUGACGUUAACCGUGCUUGAUGGAAAACUGUACGCCAUGGGUGGCUACGAUGGUCAGAACUUUUUGGCCAUCGUCGAGGUUUACGAUCCAACAACAAACGCUUGGGAGGAAGGGACUCCACUUACUUCGGGACGGAGUGGCCAUGCUUCUGCGGUUAUUUAUACGCCUUCCUGUAGAACAAGUUACACGGAAAUUCAAAAUAUAGGAGAGACCAAAGGCCACCAGGAGAAGGAUCCCGACAACGGAAGUGAUUUUUUCGGUAGUCAGCGUAUGGAAUGUGAAGCGUCAAGCUCUCGAAGUUUAAAUUCAAAUGGAGGAAAUAACGUAGGAGGUUAUCGCAGUCACUGUGAAAUCAUAGACGACCCUAUGUUCCUACAAGAAAACAAUGUGCAUGGUGAUAAGGAGCUAAUGCAGGCUAUGGCCGUCAAUGUAAACCAGUCAUGUUCCGAUAUGGAUCAAACAGAUAGUGGAAGUGAGACGAGCGGUUGUGCCUAUGCUAUCGAAACCGAUUCUAGUCAUUGCGAUGAGUGUGAAGAUGACGGUGAUGGGUCAAUUUCUUUAGACCAACCUCUGCCGCCUUUAAUUCCCUUGCACUGCGUCUUGCCAGUCAAGAAAGAUCUCAAGUUCACAGACACAUGUAUAACAUUAUCCAGAGCCCAAUGUAAAGCUAAACGAAAAGCCUCUAACGGUUGGAACGAAGAAAAUUGCCCUUUGAUUCGUCUGAAGCGACAAAUUACUUGCUUCGUAUCGUCUAUCGUUUCACCAUCUCAAUCAAACCAUUGCCUUACUGGUGCUGUAGAUACUCGAGAAUUGCAGGAGCAAGCGCCGUCAACAUCUUCAAAUUCGCUACCAUGUAGCAACAUUUGUUCAGAUUCAGAGAAUUCAGAAACCACUACUAGCCAGCAGCAAGCCGACAGCACCAAGUGUUUUCUCUCGAGUUGGCAACAUACAAGGCGAAGCUCUUGAUACGUUACUGCUUUAGACAAUAGUUUACUAUUAACAUUCUUGCCAAGACAAGCAAGUAAAAACAAAAGGCCAAUUUGCAUUCAAAAAUAGAAUUCCUUUAUCAGGCGCAAAUUUGAACCGAAACAUUCCUCCAAUUGGUAAUUACAGUAAUUGAAUGCACGGUAGUUAGUACGAAUUUACUAAAAAAAAAAACAAGAAAAAGUCGUCGAAUUAGUGAUAGACAUUAAAAGUUGAAACACAAUCAGAAGAACUAAUCUUAUACUAUGUAUAAGUUUAGUUUGUUUUGCAGCACUUGUACUAAUUGUGUGUAACCAAUUUUAAUGACUUAUUCAGAACCUGAGAGUUUUAUCGAAAUAGUGGCUCUCAACUGUAAAAAUAUUUUUCUUCGAUAAGUUUUAUUCUUUCUUUUGUUGUGUUUACGCGUUAGGAAGGUCAGAAAUUAUAAAAAUAUAUUGUAAAUAAAACUAUG